This is a messenger RNA of Trachemys scripta elegans, 7822 nucleotides long. RefSeq names its product tudor domain containing 15 (gene TDRD15). Gene Ontology annotation, biological process: spermatogenesis. Lineage: Eukaryota; Metazoa; Chordata; Testudines; Emydidae. The transcript has 4 exons. The record is from RefSeq and is a predicted model, not a curated record.
GGCACGGGCAGUUGCGCCGCCAUUUUGCCUGCUCUGGGCGGCGUCCGCAGGCCGAUCUCUCCCUACGGCCCCGGCGCCUCAAGCAGGUGUCAGUGCCCAUCCGACCCCGGAAUUGUGACUUCCAAUUAUUUCUCCAAAAAGACAUGGGAAGUACAUUAUAAAGAAUAACACAUCUGCAGCUAUACUAAAAGUUGUAAUUCCAUCAAAAGAGACAAUGGAUUCUUUGUCUCCAUCAUCAAAAUUUUUAGACCUGGAUCUGAAGGUAACUCACGUAGAGUGCCAUCCAAAGGAAGUGCUCGUGACAUUUCAGGGGAAAUAUAAUACAGAAUAUGACUUUGAUUACCACAUAUUGCAAAAGGAAAUACAGCAUGUAUCCAAAGUAAAGGACGGUAUUGGCAUUGGCGAGUUUUGUUUGGUGGAGGACGUAAAUGGAGAAUGGCAUAGAGGAAGAGUGCUGGAAAAGAGAGAGGAAAUCUAUGAUGUGUUUCUCAUAGACAUUGGGAAAGUACUAAUAGUUAAUGAAAUAAAUGUUUCUUCUGCAUGUGGUGAAUGGUUCCAGCUGCCUCCAAAGGUGGUAUGUGGUGUUUUUUCAAACAUACUUCCAGUUGGGGAAAAAUGGGGUCCAAAAGCUCUAAAUUAUUUUUCUUCUCUAAUAGGAAUACAGAUUAAAGGUCACGUGCAAGCCAUUUUACCAUACCAAUUGUUUCUCCUGGAAGUACCGAAAGUCACUAGUGAUGUUCUUGAACUGCAAUUAGGAAAACUUGUUGAUGGAGAUUCGUUUCGUCUUAUUGUAGAAAUGUUAAAGGAAUUACCCCAAGAGCUCCUUUGCAAACAAAUGCCAGAAUUGCUGCAACAGAAAUACACAAGGCCAGAGUCAUUCUCUUUCAGCAAUGCUGAAAAUCUACCAGCAUUUCAGCCAAUUCUGGAUAGAUUCCUGCCUUCUUUAUCUGUCGGCAGUAUAGAGAAGGUAAAAAUAAAUGUUGCAAUCAGUCCAAGCAAAUUUUAUUGUCAGAUGCUAAAAUGGCAGAAAGGGCUAGAAGACUUGACCACAACAAUGACUUUGCAUUAUGAAGCUGUCAAUAGGGAAAAUGUUCCAUCUUGUGAUAGUUUUGGAACUCUCUGUGCUGCAAAAAGACAAAAAGGACAGUGGCACCGGGGAGUGAUACAGCAGCUCCUCUCUGAUGACCAAAUAAAGGUCUGGUUCAUGGAUUUUGGCAACAGUGAAGCUGUGCCUUCCAGUCAUGUUCUGAAACUUCAACCAGAAUUCACUUCCUUACCAAUGAUUUCAUUUCAGUGUGCACUGUCAUGUUUCAGUGAUCAGAGUGAAGCUGUAAAAAGAAAUUCUCAACUAAAAGAAUUUAAACAGGCAUUGUUAGGACAGACUGCUGUGUAUGCCAGCAUUGAUUUGUUCAAUGCCAAUGAAUGUUUGUAUUAUGUUACAUUACAUAGUCAAGAAUCUGAAGUUAAUGCUGAAUAUCCACAACAGGUGAAUGAAGUAGUUCAAGCAUGUUCCCUAGUUUCUAGUACAAAUGUCACUAAUAUACUUGGAGACAUCAAAGCUUAUGAAGAGAUCUGUGUUUCAGUUGAGAGUUUGAUUGGAAACACAGAACAAAUGGGAAUCUGCUUAAUUGAAAAAGACCCUUCUUUAUCAAUCUAUUGCAAAACAGUAGAAAUGAAAAUAGAUGCCGUUCAUGUUGCUUUUGUCGAAUAUGUGUUAAAUCCAUCAAACUUCUGGAUUCAAACUAAUGACUAUAACAACGAGUUUCAAAUCUUGAUGAAAAAUAUUGCAGAUGUGUAUAAUAGAUAUGGAGUUUAUGAUAAGAUUGUUGAAAACCCAAAACCUGGGUUACUCUGCUGUGCCCGGUAUAGCAAAGACAUGGAGUACUAUCGAGGACUUAUCACUGAAGUGGAAGGUGUAAACAUUAACGUUUAUUUUUUGGAUUUUGGAAAUACAGAUACCGUACCCGUUCAUGAUGUGAAAACUUUGCUUCCAGAGUUUUGUAAAUUACCAGCACUUGCCAUGCAUUGUGCACUUGCUCAUGCAUUUCCCAUUGAGGAUGUAUGGGUUAAAAAAGAAACAGAUUUCUUUAAAAAGGUUGUAUUUGACAAACAGCUCUUGCUUUAUGUCAUUGCAAAGCAAAAUGACAAGUACAUUGUUAAUGCACAAUUUAUGGAUGGCUUGGAACAAAUGGAUGUUGUCACGCUUAUGGUUCAGGCUGGAUAUGCUGAGUACUGGGAAGUGCAACCGGAUUCUCUUUUGAACUUUAUGAAAAAUUCUAAAGGCCUAAAUUCAAAAAACAAAAAAUAUAUAAAUACACAAGGCACAUAUGUUAUGCCUAAAAGUAAAGUACCAGCAACUAGAAAUAUCUGUCAAAACAAACAGUUAUUAAACACUUUUUCUGUGGCAAGAGAAUCUCUCGAAUCUUUUCCAAAUUGGGAAAGUACUCUUUCCGGAAAGCAUUAUAUAAUAUCUGGGAGAAGUGACCAUAUGAGCUCUUAUAAAGAGUUAAUGUUUAAACCAGGAGCAGUUCUUGAUGUCAGAUGUUCUCAUAUUAUUUCUCCAUCCCAUUUUUUUUGUCAGUUGCAAAGCAAAUUAUCAGAACUAAUGAAUUUAAUGGAGCAAAUUCAGAGUUAUUAUGAAAUGCAUAGCAAUCCCUAUAAAACUGGCCAGAUUCCCUGUGUUGCAAAACACUCCAAGGAUGGAAAGUGGUACAGAGCAGCUUUUCUGAAACAAGUAUCCAGAAAUGAAGUUGAUGUGAUAUUUGUAGACUAUGGUAAUCAGGAAAGAGUUUUACUUAAAGAUCUUCAAGCUAUUCUUCCAGAUUUUUUAACUUUGGAAAGUCAAGCUUUUACAUGUAGUCUUAAGAAUGUAAAUGAACCCUCACAAUUUUACCGAUUCAUUUGGAGUAAAGAGGCAUGUAAGGAUUUUGGAGACUUAAUUUCUGCUUCCAGUGGGCUAUUGACUUGCGUCAUUUGUGCUCUAAUUCUCAUAAGGCCUAACUGCUUGUGUAAUUUAGUUGAUUUACAGUCUCCAUUUGUUGGUACGCAGCAGUUUCUCAUAGAGCAUGGCCAUGGCCAGUCCCAAUUUUUUGGAUUCACAAAAGCAUUUAAACCAUCAGUUUUUCUGUAUAGUUUUUGCUAUUCAUCUUUUAAUAUAAAAAUUGGAAGUGAAGAGGAGGUAUAUAUAACUCAUAUAUACAGCCCUGCAAAAUUUUAUUGCCAGCUUAAUCGUAACACUGAAAUUAUAGACAAAUUGAUGAAGAAGAGUGCAGAGAUUAGUAACAUACCAAACAGUUCAGAAUAUGACCCGAGCAAAAUACGAUUAUGCAUAGCCAAAUAUUUUGAAGAUGGUCUCUUUUACAGAGCUUUGGCAUCUUCCACGGGAUCAUCAUCCUGUUUACUAGCCUAUUUUGUGGACUUUGGGAAUAAACAGCUGGUAGUGAGAGACAAACUGAUGCCUAUUCCAGAUCAUGCCACAGAUUUACUAUUGACGCCCAUGCAAGCCAUUAAAUGUUAUCUGUCAGAUCUUAGAGAGAGAGAAAUUCCAGUAGAAGUCAAUAAAUGGUUUGAGGAGAAUUUCAUGGGUAAACCAUUGAAGGCAGUAGUAGUAUCCAGAGAGUCAGAUGGCCAGAUUGGUGUGGAGCUGUAUGAUGGACAUAUCCAGAUAAAUCAGAAAAUUCUACAUUUAUUGUCUGAGAAUGGGAAAAAAUACACUGAGGAAUUGGAGCAUGUGAAAAGUUGUACAGAGCAGUCUGUUGAAAAUAGUAAGGAGGUACACAAAGUAAAACCUGAUGAAUGUAAUAAAACAAAAGAUAAAAAUAUUGAGAGAAUUGCCUUGAAAACUGAAAUAAAACCUGAAGUACAUGAUAUAUCUUUUCAGACUGGUGUUCAAGAGAAUUUUGAAGAUAAAGAACAAACUGUGCUUGUUCCACAAAAAUUGUGCAAUAUGCCCUUUAUACUACCAACAUUCCAUGGCAAUAAAGAGCCAGUUUGUAAAAAUGUUAUGAAUAUACCUUUGGAACACAGAGAGAAAAAUGCAGAUGGAAUAUUUACUCCUGAAUCUCUACUUUGCCCUGUUUUCAAUUUGCAGGAAAUACCUGCAAAUAUUAUGAAUGAAUCUUGCACCAAUAAACUAAAUUAUACAGGUCAACAAGAAGGUAGGGAAAAUAGACCCAAAUAUAUCAAUCUUCCUCCACGUAACAUUGAGCUGAAUUCUCAGUUAGCAGGUUACAUUUCCAAUAUUAAUAGCCCAUCUAGUUUCUAUAUUCAGCUCGCAGAGGAUGAAAACAUAAUCAUUCAACUUGCAGAAGAACUAAAUGAAGGAAAAAUAAAUGUAGACCAUGAAAAUUACCUGAAUGAACUUGUGGCAGGGGAUCUUGUUUUAGCAGAAUAUGUAAUUGAUUGUUUCUUAUAUAGAGCAGUUAUUAAAACAGUUAGAUCAGGAAAAUCCUAUGAGGUAGAAUUCAUUGACUAUGGUAAUACAGCAGUUGUGAGUCCAUCAAAAAUCUACAAAAUUCAAGGAAAGUUCUUAACUUUGCCAAGGUUCAGUAUCCAUUGUUUCCUUAGUAGAGUAAAAAGUACUCAUCCUGAUGGAAGCUGGAGCAGCAAUGUUAUGUUCUACUUUUCCAGAAAAGUAAAUAAUAAACACAUUACUUGUGUAUUUUUGCAACAACAUGAACAACAGUGGGAGGUAGAUAUAAUUUGUGAUGGAAAGUCUGUGGUUAAUGAGUUAAUGCAGAGACAUGACAGCUCAGGAUUACAGAACACACAAAUGCUAAAUAUGGAAAUUAAUACAGAACAAGACAUUCCAGUCACAAAUGCAGAUCCUGAAGAUGAGGAACUAAGGAAGAACUCUAGAGGUCAUAACAAAUACGAGGCUGUUGAGACUAGAAACACCUCUGAAAUUCUCUCUAAAAUCCCUAACCAAGAUCUAAAUCCUGGACAACUAGAAAUGGCAGAAAUAAUUCAUAUUUCAAAAUGUGGAAAUUUCCACGUAAAAUUAAUGAGAAAUGUGCAAACAUUUUUGGAUUUAAAUGUAAUGGUUGCCAAAGAAGCAAAGAGAAACCGUUUGAUUGCAGUAGAAAAUAUUCAAGAAGGAUUGGAAUGCUUGACAAAAUCUAAAAACACCUUGAAGUGGUACCGAUCAAAAGUGAUGAAGCUUGUUAGUGAGGAGAAAAUGUUAGUUUUCUUCAUGGAUCGUGGUAGAUGUGAAAUGGUAUCCUUGCGUAAUACAAAAAUGCUCAGUAAUGAGAUCAAGUGUAUUCCUAAACAAGCCAUAUUAUGUAAAUGGAUUUGGAUUCAAAAUUCAGGUAAAAUGUCACGUGACUAUGUGAUAAAGAAAAUUGCACAUCGUGAAAUAAAGCUCCUGUUUCUGAGCUACUUGGAAUCUUCUUGUCUCUGGGAAGUAGAUAUCUUAGUAGAUGGGAUUCUACUUUUGGAAUAUUUGAAUCAGAUCUCUGGGCAAGGCGAGAUCAACAAACCUAAUUGUACAGAAAGUGCAAAUAAUGUGGCUUCUAAGACAUCUGUACUGUCUUUUAGAAUAAAUUCAGUUACGUGGGCGCUACUCCAAAGUGGUAAUCAAUAUCCUGGUUUUGCAACUACAGUUACUGAUCCUUCAAACUUCAGUAUUCAAUUAGAAGAGUUAUUUGACACUAUGAAAACCUUGUUUAUGCUACUUUCUGACCUUCCAGGCAAUUUGCCAACUUUGCCACAAGACCUUGUGACUCCUGGUGCAAGUUGUUUGAUCAAGUUUGGGUUGUACGCGCAGUGGAACAGGGUAGAAGUUUCUGAAAUUUCAAAUCAGUCUGUUCUUCUUAUGUUUAUUGAUUAUGGCUUUCCUGCAUAUAUUCCCUACUCAGAUAUUGAUAAACUGAAAGUUGUUCCAGAAGAACUUAUUUGUUUACCACGAUUAUCUUACUCCUGCUCCUUAUCUGGUGUGAUUCCUGCUAAAGGGGAACACUGGAGUGAUGAAGCUAAGCUCUUGUUUCAGGAAUUUCUAGGUAAACAAGGCCUGAUUUUCCAGUUUAAGCAGUAUGGUUCUGGAAUGAAACUAGAGGUAGAUGUUCUGUGUGAGCGGAGUAAUGUAGCAGAUACCUUGGUUGCAGCUCGUCAUGCUAUCUACUGUAAAAGUACAUGCUGCCUUCUUGGACUUGACAAUACAAAACCAGUUGAACCAUGUUCACAACUUCAAAGUGAAGCACAGCAAUCACGUUUUCUGCAAAGUUCUGAACCAAAACAUAGCUGUACUGAAAGCAGUUUCUUGACAGGUAAAAAAGAGAAUGCACAGCAGCAAACACGAGAUCUGCAACAUAGAAAUGCCCGUGGUAUAGUUUCAAGGAGUAAUUCUAUCACUAAACCACCUUCUAGAAAACGACCCAGGAAGAAACCAAGUUCAUAUAGUAAUGGCAAAAAUACUGCAAAAGAUGAACUUAAGUGUGACAAAAAAUUAUUUAUGCAAUUUUCGGAUGAUAAGAAAUGUAACAUCAUUUCCACAGAAAGUCUUACUGAAAAUCUGCCUCCAGAAGCAAUGAAUGAGACAUGUGACUCUGCUGACAUGAACACCAGAAUGAGGGAAAUGAAGAUUAGUAAAGAGGUGGCAUCAUAAGAAUAUUUGAAUAGUAAGUAGGCUUCAAUUGGUUUGGAUAAUGUCCUGCCACCUGCGGAAAAUGAAGGAUAUGAAAGCUUCUCAUUACAUCAACUGGAAUUUAACUUCUCUUGUUGCCACUGGUAAACUAUUCAAAAUAGGUCUAAAAUACUUUUAAAAUGCUAAAAUCCAUUUCAGUACUCAGAUUAAACUCAGUAUUCUAUUAAUAUCAAAGUAAAAACAUAAGUUGAAGUUCAUCGUUGUUAAUUUGUGUGUAGCAUGACGAAAUAUCAAUAGUAUUACAUGGGAUCUGAUAAAAUAUUUUGCAUCUGCUUGUGAAUAUCUUAAAAAUCAUUUUCCUCAUAGUUAAAGUAACUUACAUUUUAUCAUUCCUUUAUAUUCAUAGGUAAUUUUGAACUUUGUGCAUUUGUUUGCAAAGUUAGAAGGAUAAGGACAUAUUUAUUUUGAUCUUUUUUGUUUGUGUUGGUUUUUUUUUUUUUUUUGGUUAAGUAAAGCUGAACAGGACCUGUCCACAUUUACAGCUGUUAAUUAUGAUAGGCUACUGGAUUUUUUUGCAAUAUUAGAAUAUUGUUAAUGUGGCCACAUUUUUCAAUUUAUUUGUAAGUAAUUCUAAUACAGUGUCAACCAAAUACUAUGACGUGUAGCAUAGAAAUGACAACCAUUGUAAAACAGCAAUUCCAAAUGUGUAUUUAUUUCAACCAAAUGUUCUAGAAAUGGAAAGUGUGUAAAUUAAUUUAAAAGAUUGCCAAAUGUCUUUAGUAAAGUUUCAAACAUGGAAAAGUGUUUAUUAUUUAAUACCUGGGGUGGGGGGGAACCUCCUUUAAGUCCAAGUCUAGAUUAUAACCAUUUUAGGAUUUAUACCAUACCCAAGUGUGUUGGACGAUGCUUUGGCAUUGCAUACUCUUGUGCAGCUCUCAUUAAUUUUUCUCUUUUAUCCCAGCUACAGUAGAAUUUGUGCUAUGUGUAUUGGAAGGGAGAAAAUACAACACUUUAAUUUAACUUAAUCAGCUUUGUUUUUAUGUAUUUGUAUUUGAAAAGAAUUGACAUACUUUUAAGCCUGAAAAUCCUAAAGAAUAUUUUUUCCAUUGGCUUUUAACCAAACUUGAUACUAAAUAUAACUGAAGCUUAUGUUUCAUUAAAUUUGAUCAUAAGAGAGUUUUUUUUUUUAUUGCUAAUCAUUUGAGUGUAUAUUUUUAAUUUGUAUUGUGACAGACCCAG